GGCUACCCGGCGCAGCUGCCGCGGGCUCCCGCAGUUCCCGCAGCUCCCGCGGGACGCUCAGCCCUGGCCGGGGUCCCGACUUACUUUGGCGAUCCAGAUCUUGCUGCUGUCCCGGCUCCUGACUCCCAAAUUCCAGCGAACUUUUGACCUCCUGACAUUUGACCCUGACACGACUCCAGAAUUCUAAAUUCCUGCACUGCUGAAUCUGAGGUCUUUCCUGAUUUCUGACCCGGUUUCUGAAGCUCACCUUGACUUUCUUACUCCUGGGCCAGUUCUUGCUACAGCUACCCCACCAUGGAUUUCUUGAUGAGUGGCCUGGCAGGCUGUGGAGCCUGUUUGUUCACCAACCCCCUGGAGGUGGUGAAGACUAGGAUGCAGUUGCAGGGAGAACUGCAGGUCCCCGGCACCUACCAGAGGCACUACCGAAACGUCUUCCAUGCCUUCAUCACCAUCGGCAAGGUGGACGGCCUGGCUGCCCUGCAGAAGGGCCUGGGUCCUGCCCUCCUAUAUCAGUUCCUGAUGAAUGGCAUCCGGCUGGGCACCUAUGGGCUGGCUGAGGCUGGGGGCUACCUGCAUACAGCUGAAGGCACCCUCAGUCCUGUCCGAAGCGCAGCAGCUGGGGCCAUGGCUGGGGUCAUGGGAGCCUACUUGGGGAGCCCUAUCUACAUGGUGAAGACACACCUACAAGCACAGGCAGCCUCAGAAAUUGCUGUAGGGCACCAGCAUAAGCAUCAGGGCAUGUUUCAGGCGCUAACCAAGAUUGGCCAGAAACAUGGUCUGAUGGGGUUGUGGCGUGGGGCCAUGGGUGGCCUGCCCCGAGUUGUCAUCGGUUCCUCCACUCAGCUGUGCACCUUCUCAUCUACCAAGGACCUCAUGACCCAGUGGGAGAUAUUUCCUCCCCAGAGCUGGAAGGUGGCUCUGGUAGCCGCCAUGGUGAGUGGCAUUGUCGUGGUCCUGGCCAUGACACCCUUUGAUGUGGCCAGCACAAGGCUCUACAACCAGCCCACAGAUACUCAGGGCAAGGGCCUCAUGUACCGGGGGAUACUGGAUGCUCUGCUGCAGACAGCUCGGACAGAAGGCAUUUAUGGAAUGUACAAGGGUAUAGGAGCCUCCUACUUCCGCCUCGGCCCUCAUACCAUCCUCUCCCUCUUCUUCUGGGACCAGCUUCGUAGCCUCUACUACACGUACACCAAAUAACAGCCACUCUUCCACACUCCAUCAAAUCGGCACUCCUUGGACACUCCUGCCUUCAUUACUAUGUCCUGGUGACUUCUGACCAGGUGACCUUUCAUCCAUCAGAGGGGGACAGCCAAUCCCACUCCCUGUCUGUUUUCUCAGGGUUGAAUCACUACAAGAGACAGUUUCCCUCCCUUCCAUGGGUGUCACUUUAAACCUUCUCUACCCGUCCCCCUGUACAUUUCACUCCUUUCCCUCAGGGCUGACCCAGUCACUCCAAGUGUAUUUCCUCCCUUUCUCCACUGCCAGCCUUGGGUCCCUUCUGAUUAAACGCACAACUUUAAACUCCCCUUCCAAGACCAAAGGGAACUAGGGGGACCCGGGUGUCCUGUUAGAUUCAAAAGCACAGAGAUUAUAUUGGUUAU
Molecule: messenger RNA, 1601 nt
Organism: Miniopterus natalensis
Lineage: Eukaryota; Metazoa; Chordata; Mammalia; Chiroptera; Miniopteridae
Gene: SLC25A35
Product: solute carrier family 25 member 35
Source: RefSeq, a predicted model, not a curated record